AGAAAGACCAGAAAGAUCCGGGGGGUCUGCUCUGUGCGGUGAAGCUUCUCUUCUUGGCACCUGCCUGGCAUCGGAAGAGGGCCCCUUCUCCCUCCCUGGGCUUUUAUGUGGACACUGUAAUGCCUCAGUUUUCUUUCUUUCUUUUUGUUUUUGACACAGGGUCUCACUCUAUCACCCAAGCUGGAGUGCAGUGGCACCAUCUUAGCUCACCGCAGCCUCAAACUCCCCAGCUCGGGUGAUUCUUCCUGCCUCAGCCUCCUGAGUAGUAGCAGCUGGGACCACAGACGUCUGCCACCAAGCCCAGCUGCACCGCCAGUUCCGGGGAGGGCCCUGGGCCAGCGGCUGUCCGCCCCCCCUCCUUUAUAAAGUCCUGGCCUCGGGACAGCCCGCACAGCUGCCCAGCCUGCGGAGACGGGACAGCCCUGUCCCACUCACUCUUUCCCCUGCUGCUCCUGCCGGCAGCUCAGCUGGAACCAUGGGAGGCCGCGUCUUUCUCGUCUUUCUCGCAUUCUGUGUCUGGCUGACUCUGCCGGGAGCUGAAACCCAGGACUCCAGGGGCUGUGCCCGGUGGUGCCCUCAGGACUCCUCGUGUGUCAAUGCCACCGCCUGUCGCUGCAAUCCAGGGUUCAGCUCUUUUUCUGAGAUCAUCACCACCCCCAUGGAGACUUGUGACGACAUCAACGAGUGUGCAACACUGUCGAAAGUGUCAUGCGGAAAAUUCUCGGACUGCUGGAACACAGAGGGGAGCUACGACUGCGUGUGCAGCCCAGGAUAUGAGCCUGUUUCUGGGGCAAAAACAUUCAAGAAUGAGAGCGAGAACACGUGUCAAGAUGUGGACGAAUGUCAGCAGAACCCAAGGCUCUGUAAAAGCUACGGCACCUGCGUCAACACCCUCGGCAGCUACACGUGCCAGUGCCUGCCUGGCUUCAAGCUCAAACCUGAGGACCCGAAGCUCUGCACAGAUGUGAAUGAAUGCACCUCCGGACAAAACCCAUGCCACAGCUCCACCCACUGCCUCAACAACGUGGGCAGCUAUCAGUGCCGCUGCCGCCCGGGCUGGCAACCGAUUCCGGGGUCCCCCAAUGGCCCAAACAAUACCGUCUGUGAAGAUGUGGACGAGUGCAGCUCCGGGCAGCAUCAGUGUGACAGCUCCACCGUCUGCUUCAACACCGUGGGUUCAUACAGCUGCCGCUGCCGCCCAGGCUGGAAGCCCAGACACGGAAUCCCGAAUAACCAAAAGGACACUGUCUGUGAAGAUAUGACUUUCUCCACCUGGACCCCGCCCCCUGGAGUCCACAGCCAGACGCUUUCCCGAUUCUUCGACAAAGUCCAGGACCUGGGCAGAGACUACAAGCCAGGCUUGGCCAAUAACACCAUCCAGAGCAUCUUACAGGCGCUGGAUGAGCUGCUGGAGGCCCCUGGGGACCUGGAGACCCUGCCCCGCUUACAGCAGCACUGUGUGGCCAGUCACCUGCUGGAUGGCCUAGAGGAUGUCCUCAGAGGCCUGAGCAAGAACCUUUCCAAUGGGCUGUUGAACUUCAGUUAUCCUGCAGGCACAGAAUUGUCCCUGGAGGUGCAGAAGCAAGUAGACAGGAGUGUCACCUUGAGACAGAAUCAGGCAGUGAUGCAGCUCGACUGGAAUCAGGCACAGAAAUCUGGUGACCCAGGCCCUUCUGUGGUGGGCCUUGUCUCCAUUCCAGGGAUGGGCAAGUUGCUGGCUGAGGCCCCUCUGGUCCUGGAACCUGAGAAGCAGAUGCUUCUGCAUGAGACACACCAGGGCUUGCUGCAGGACGGCUCCCCCAUCCUGCUCUCAGAUGUGAUCUCUGCCUUUCUGAGCAACAACGACACCCAAAACCUCAGCUCCCCAGUUACCUUCACCUUCUCCCACCGUUCAGUGAUCCCGAGACAGAAGGUGCUCUGUGUCUUCUGGGAGCAUGGCCAGAAUGGAUGUGGUCACUGGGCCACCACAGGCUGCAGCACAAUAGGCACCAGAGACACCAGCACCAUCUGCCGUUGCACCCACCUGAGCAGCUUUGCCGUCCUCAUGGCCCACUACGAUGUGCAGGAGGAGGAUCCCGUGCUGACUGUCAUCACCUACAUGGGGCUGAGCGUCUCUCUGCUGUGCCUCCUCCUGGCGGCCCUCACUUUUCUCCUGUGUAAAGCCAUCCAGAACACCAGCACCUCACUGCAUCUGCAGCUCUCGCUCUGCCUCUUCCUGGCCCACCUCCUCUUCCUCGUGGCAAUUGAUCAAACCGGACACAAGGUGCUGUGCUCCAUCAUCGCCGGUACCUUGCACUAUCUCUACCUGGCCACCUUGACCUGGAUGCUGCUGGAGGCCCUGUACCUCUUCCUCACUGCACGGAACCUGACGGUGGUCAACUACUCAAGCAUCAACAGAUUCAUGAAGAAGCUCAUGUUCCCUGUGGGCUACGGAGUCCCAGCUGUGACAGUGGCCAUUUCUGCAGCCUCCAGGCCUCACCUUUAUGGAACACCUUCCCGCUGCUGGCUCCAACCAGAAAAGGGAUUUAUAUGGGGCUUCCUUGGACCUGUCUGCGCCAUCUUCUCUGUGAAUUUAGUUCUCUUUCUGGUGACUCUCUGGAUUUUGAAAAACAGACUCUCCUCCCUCAAUAGUGAAGUGUCCACCCUCCGGAACACAAGGAUGCUGGCAUUUAAAGCGACAGCUCAGCUGUUCAUCCUGGGCUGCACGUGGUGUCUGGGCAUCUUGCAGGUGGGUCCGGCUGCCCGGGUCAUGGCCUACCUCUUCACCAUCAUCAACAGCCUGCAGGGUGUCUUCAUCUUCCUGGUGUACUGCCUCCUCAGCCAGCAGGUCCGGGAGCAAUAUGGGAAAUGGUCCAAAGGGAUCAGGAAAUUGAAAACUGAGUCUGAGAUGCACACACUCUCCAGCAGUGCUAAGGCUGACACCUCCAAACCCAGCACGGUUAACUAGAAAAAUCUUCUGAAUAAGAUCUUCCCUCUUUGCCCGUGGAAAAUCUGAACAAUCUUUGAGCCAUCUAGAGGGGAAAGAAAAGACUUUGUUCUGUGUGUUUCAAGAAAUUCACCAUGUCAGCAAUAUGAAGGAUGUUAUGGAAGGCGUGCUAGGCAUUCAAUUCCUGCAGAAACCGGAAAUCUUCCAUGCCCUGCAAUGUGCUCAUCAAACUCUCAGCAUAUGGACGGCCAGCUGUGGCCCAUAUCUUGGUCACUCUGAAGCACAAUAUUUAUGAAGCUAUAGAACGUUAAGACCUCUUUCACAGCCUCUCCUUCCUACAAAGACUCCUCCAAAUCUUAAAAUGAAGCAGGAAAACGAGCCUAAGAGGACUUUCAUACCGACAACAUCUGAAAGGACUAGAAUGUUCACACCACGAUCUGGAUUUCUUAAUUUUUUGUUUUUGUUUUUGUUGUUCUCUAGUUCUACGGGUUUGAUUAUUUAGUCAUGUGAAAAAUAUUGAUUACUCACACAUAGAUCAAGAGAGACACGGCUCCUGCCUUCAUGGAGCUUUUAGGGGAAAAUGAAGUGGCUCUUGCAGCUAGAGUUGACUCAGAAGCCGAAAUUCCUAGAAAUCAGGUUUCUACUGCUAGGCAAUUGAAGUAUAAACUAUUUUAUAAACACUGUCUUCUUUCGUCUUCACACCAACAUGCAGAAAAGUUUCUAAUCUCAGAUCGGGGAUGUGCAACAAAUUCCAUUUCAAAGGAAUGACCUGCAAAACUCCUAAAUAUUCCAAGCAAAUGCCCUUAACCCUGUCUGUUAUCUGCUUUCCUUGAACAGAAAUUCUACAUGACCAUAAAACCUCGAAGAUGGGUAUGGCACAGUUCAUGCCCUGUAAUCCUAGCACUUUGGGAGGGUGAGGCAGGAGGAUGGCUCAAGCCCAGGAGUUUGAGACCAGUGUGGGCAACAGAGUGAGAACCAUCUCUACCCAAAAAAAAAAUUAAAAAUUAGCCAAGCAUGGUGAUGAUAUAGGAGUUAAGGAGAAAUCAUUUAGGCAAAUAGCAAGGGUAGGAAGUCCUCAGUAAGGUUUUCCAUUUAAUGAAAAGCAGCCCCCAAAAUCAUUUUCUUUUCUAACAAAGAACAGCCUGUAAAAUCGAGCUGCAGACAUAGACAAGCAAGCUGGAAGCUUCCACGGGUGAAUGCCGGCAGCUGUGCCAAUAGGAAAAAGCUACCUAGACUAGGCAUGUCCAAAAUGGCGGCUCCAAGUUCCCUUCUCUUUGCCAGCCAUGUGUACAGUAAAAAGCAGGCAACAUAGUGUCAGCCAAAGCUCAUUUGCAUAAUAAGAUUAGGGUGGGGUGGCCAGCUCACAUAGGGGUAGGCCCUAGGUAAAUCAGACACCGCCUUCUCAAGCCUGUCUAUAAAAUCUGGUACACUAUGACGAGGGUCAGAUUUCCCAUUCAGACGCCCCUCUCCCAUGCAAGAGAAAGAGCUGUUCUCCUUUCUCUUUCUUUUGCCUAUUAAACCUCUGCUCCUGGCCAGGCACAGUGGCUCACGCCUAUAAUCCCAGCACUUUGGGAGGCUGAGGUGGUCAGAUCACCUAAGGUCAGGAGUUCAAGACCAGCCUGGUCAACAUGGUGAAAUCUUGUCUCUAGUAAAAAUACAAAAAUAUAUGAAAUCUCACAUAGAUGAUAAUAUUAAGUUCCAAAAGCAACUCAACCUGGUAGAUUCUAAUUUUUUUUGAGGCAGGGUCUUGCUUUGUCACCCAUGCUGGAGUACAAUGGCACAAACACUGCUCACUGCAGCCUCGACCUCCCAAGGCCUAAGCAAUCCUCCUGCCUCAGUCCCCCUCCAGGUAUUUGAAACUACAGGUGUGUACCACCACACCGGGCUAAUUUUUGUAUUUUUUGUAGAGACGUGGGUCUCACUAUGCUGCCCAGGCUCAGGUCUUAAUCUCCUGAGCUCAGGCAAUCCGCAGGCCUCAGCCUCCCUAAGUGCGGGGAUUACAGGCUUGAGCCACUGCACCUAGCCUCUAUUUGUUUUACAAAAGAGAAAUUGAGAUCCUGAAUGUUAAGUGACUUGCCUGAGGCCAUCCCACUAACAGGAGCCAGGGUUAGGAUUCAAACCCCAUCCAACUGGUCCCAGAGCUGGAGCUUCUUGCACUGCCCUACACUACCUACCAUCUCCAUCCUCUGGGCACCUUUUUAUAAGAACCAAAACAUUACAGAGCAUUGCUUUGUCAACUCAGCUGGGAACAUUUCCCAGUGCAACUCACAUUUUUCACUGCUCUGUGCCUGUCCGUAUAAGCUCAAUGAGUAUUGAUUUAGGGGCUUUGGAGAACUUUGAAUGCUACCCCCCAAGUAACCAUUGUUGGCAACCUGGUACCUCUACUUUUAGCCAUUUCUCCUUCUCUAUAAAUAGUGCAGAAGUAACCCACUUGGUAACAGGCAUCCUUGCCAAGCCUCCACCACUAGGUCAGUGUAAGAAUUAAAGAAAGAGGAAAGAAACACAAAAAGUGGCUUGAUGGUUAAGACAGGUUUAUUUUAGAGAAAACACACCUGAGAGGGGCUGCUGGCUGAAUUAGGUUAGAGUCUUUUCUACAGACUAAGAGUGUUUAAGGAUUUAGGGUGGGAGAGUUUCUUAGAGGCUUGGACUGCUUCUGUGUUUUUUUUGUUGUGCUUAUAUGGGAGGGAGAGUGGUGUGUUUGCUUUUAUACAUUUUUCUGCAGCUGUAGGCAUACCCCCCAAGUCUGCUUUUAGCUUCCCUAUUUUAGUGCACCUGGAGGGAAAGGAAUGUGCUUAUUAAGGCCCACUGUUUUACUGGGGCCCAUUGUAUGAGGGUGAAGUUUGGCAGUUACCCAAGAGACUUUUCCUCCACCUUCCUCUGUGCCCGAGCUGUUUUAUCUGCAUUUUACUGUCUGCUUUUUUUGGCUGCUUAUAGUUUUUAAAAAAGUAAUUUCCUUAAAUCCAGAAGGCUAAAAAUGAAGCUGAAACUUAAAGUGGCGGUGUUUGUCCAAAAUAACGGGGCUCCUGCUCUGCCAGUCAGUACCCUCAAGUCACUCCUGAUCCUCAACCUCCAUGCCUAAGGCUGGUUCAAGAGACCACAUAAUAUCUGCCUUUUAUUACAUACAUGAUGGGUGCAUGGGAUUCUGCGUGCCCUUUGCUUGAUAUAGACUGCUAAGGUGAGAUGGGGAAUAUCAGAGUCAGCUGCUGCUUGAGGAAGCAGAACACACAGCUGGAGGCUUGGAACAUGUGGGUCCCUAUGAGUGUAGAGCCCAUAUCCCCAUAGAGUCUACCUAGAGCAGGGGUCGCCAAAUGUUUUCUUAAAGAGCCUGAUAGUGUAUAUGUUAGGCUUUGUGAGCCAGGUAUUUACAGCAACUCAAUUCUACCACUGUGGUAUGAAAACAGCUAUAGACAAUCAUAAAUGAAUGAUCAUGGCUAUGUUUUAAUAAAACUUUACAGACACUGAACUUGAACUUCCAUUGUGAUAUGAAAACAGCUAUAGACAAUCAUAAAUGAAUGAUCAUGGCUAUGUUUUAAUAAAACUUUAUGGACACUGAGCUUGAACUUCAUAUAUCAGUCAUGUGACACAAAAUAUCAUUCUUCUUUUUAUUUGUUUUCACCCAUUUGAAAAAUGUAAAAACUAUUCUUAGCUGUACAGAAACAGAUGGUGGGUCAGAUUUGACUCACUGCCCAUAGUUUCCAGACCAUGAUGUUCAGGUUCAUGGAAGCACUUCACUCUACACUAAUUUAUUCAUCCAUUCAUCACAUAUGUGAUGAGCACAUACAGACACACCUCAGAGAUAUUGCAGGCUCCACUCCAGAUCACCACAAUAAUGUGAAUAUUGCAAUAAAGCAAGUCAUACACAUUU
Molecule: messenger RNA, 6791 nt
Organism: Homo sapiens (human)
Lineage: Eukaryota; Metazoa; Chordata; Mammalia; Primates; Hominidae
Gene: ADGRE2
Product: adhesion G protein-coupled receptor E2
Exons: 21
Coding region: 476-2947 (823 amino acids)
Biological process (GO): G protein-coupled receptor signaling pathway; immune system process; cell surface receptor signaling pathway
Cellular component (GO): membrane; plasma membrane; ruffle membrane
Molecular function (GO): G protein-coupled receptor activity; calcium ion binding; transmembrane signaling receptor activity
Source: RefSeq, marked reviewed